AGUGACAAACGUGACACAGAGGUAAUCUCACUCUAUCAAAAAAAAGCAUUUCGCGAGAUAAUCAUGCCUUUAUGCCUAUAAAUGUAGCUAGCAAUGUAUACCAAAAAUGGACUUUGUGUUGUAUUCCGUCUCGCUAAUUCUAUUUCGUUAGCCAGAUCCAUCCAACCUUUCAAUAUGGAGGAAGGUUGGACAGUAAGUCCACAUUGUUCGAAACUUUUUUGUUUACUAGUAAGAACGAGACUUCUGAGCUUAAUAGUAAGUGUUGUUAAAUUCAGGGUGCCAAGGGUGAAAGGAAAUUUCUUAUUUCUAAUUUGGUAAGUUUUACCCUUUUUAAAAUUACCAAAGAGUUAAACGAAUGAUGGCCCAGUCUUUAAAAAUAAUCUUUCGUUAAAAAAAUGCCUAGGGACAAGCGAAAUAAGUACAUAUAUGACGAACGAUAUUACAUAAGUUUAGUGGCUGUUAGUGAGUAGAAGAAGUGGUUUUGA
Molecule: messenger RNA, 485 nt
Organism: Schizosaccharomyces cryophilus OY26
Lineage: Eukaryota; Fungi; Ascomycota; Schizosaccharomycetes; Schizosaccharomycetales; Schizosaccharomycetaceae
Exons: 1
Coding region: 94-318 (74 amino acids)
Source: RefSeq, a predicted model, not a curated record